Cinara cedri is the source of this 3432-nucleotide messenger RNA. The record is from the annotation of a GenBank genome assembly. NCBI's taxonomy places the organism in Eukaryota, Metazoa, Arthropoda, Insecta, Hemiptera, Aphididae.
AUGUCUCAAUCUUCAUCCAAAAAUAUAAAAUCAAAAUUAGCCGCCACCAAUAUUAAGGACUCUGUCAAUAUACAGACUGCUCGCCUAAGCAAUAUACAGACUGCUAACCUAAACAAAGUCUCAACUUCAGUCAAUACGAAUCGCUUAGACGGAAACUUAGUCUCUACCAGCAUGGAUUCUUCUUCAUCAGCCAACUGGUCUCAGGUACCAAUAAGCAAUAGUGCUAAAAGAAACCUCUCCUCCUCUUCUUCUUCAGAUCAAAACUCGCCUAAAAUACAACAAAACAAUAAAAAAAUAUUUUUUACGUCUAAUCGAUUUGAAGUACUCUCACAAGACGAACCAGAGAAUACCGUUUUAUCAGAUUCUACUCAGCUGCCUCUUCCCGAGUCAAACCCAGAGGGGAACAUCAAUGUUGGUAUCAAGCCAGCCCUACCCCCACCAGUUUUUGUAAAAGGUGUAAUCAGUUUUCCAGCACUUUACUCAGAACUUAUUGAGCAAAUCGGUGUAGAUAAUUUCUCUUGUAAAUCCUCAACUGACCGCCUAAAAAUUAUGACAACUAAUCCAACUUCAUACAGAACACUGAUCCACUUCCUCAAAAAUUAAAAUGCUGAAUAUCACUUAUCAGCUCAAAGAAGACAAACCUACACCAGUUGUCAUUCGCAAUCUCCACCCGUCCACGUCCAAAUUACUUAUCCACUUAUCAAAUCCGAGCUUGAGCUGCGAUUAUUUGAAGUCCGUCAAGUAACAAGCGUAUUACAUAAAACCAAUAAACUCCCUCUAUUUUUUGUGGACCUUGAACCAACGAUCGAUUCAAACGAUAUCUAUAAGUUGACUUCUCCCAUCCACACGAAAAUAAAAGUUGAAGAACCUUAUAAAUCCAAAACUAUAAGUCAAUGUAUCAAUUGUCAAGAGUACGGACAUACUAAAUCCUACUGCGGCUAUCCAGCUCGCUGUGUCCGCUGCGGCUCAAACCACUCAUCUUCGGCCUGUCCAAACCCACGGGAUGCUACUCCAAGAUGUGCCCUCUGCUCCGAUAAUCACCCCUCUAACUACAAAGGCUGCUCUGUAUACAAGGAUCUUCAAAAUCGAAAUAAACCAAAAAAAAAACAAUUUUCUGUCGGAUAAUAUCAGUCAUAAAAAAAAUGUGUAGGUUAGUCACUCAGUGGUAAUCCCUGUUAAUCACCCCUUAGACGCGUCCCAAACCUACGCUCAAGUUACCUCUGGUUCUCACUCAAAUAACAAAGUCUCCCCUCCGAUAUCCGACAUAAACAAAUUCCUUGAUGAAUUUAAAUUACUUAUAAACCCACUAAUCUGUCUACUCACCCAAGUAAUUUCAAAACUCCUGGAAAAAAAUUAAUGUCUUCAUCCACAAGCAACUCUCUUCUUAUUCUUCUAUUUAAUUCAAAUGGUUUCAAAAAUCACUUAAACGAACUCCAAAUAGUGCUAUAGGAGAAACGUAUCGAUAACAUUUCACAAAAUAUUCUCACAUUCCUAUACCUGGUUAUCAGGAUAUACCUGGAGUUGAUAAUUCCUGAAAACUAAUCACCCAGAUAACACUGCUCGUGGUGGUGCUGCAAUAUAUAUAAAAUCUUCCCUAUCUUUCCAAGCCCUUCCAAACUACUGUCAGCCACACUUACAGUCUUGUGCUAUCCUACUGCACCUCAACAAUAUCCCUACAACUGUAGCAGUAAUUUACUCCCCUCCUAGACACAACAUUAUUAUUCAAAACUAUAUACAAUACUUUAGCACUCUUAGCCAAAAUUGUAUUAUUGGCGGUGACUAUAAUGCUAAGCAUCUCAGCUGGGGCUGUCGCACAAACAACCCAAGAGGUAUGGUUCUCUAAAAUUGUAUUAAUCUUAAGAACUACACAAUCCUUGCGCCCCCUGGGCCAACAUAUUGGCUCAUCUCUCUACGCAAAAAACCAGAUAUAAUUGACAUCUUCGAAUCCAACAUUCCUUAUAACCUAUUCUGCUCUACUACAAAUCUCUUAGAACCCUGCUCGGAUCACUCAGCAGUUCUCUUGACUAUCAGUGUCAAUCCUCCUAUCCGGCCUUCCUUACUCAAACUUUUUCAUCAUUCCACGGACAGGCUUAAAUUUCAUAAUUUGGUAGAUCAAAACGUAAAACUCCAAGUUAGUCUCAAAUCUCCUCAAGAAAUUGACACAGUUAUUAACAACCUAACAAAUAUAAUUCAAUCUGCAGCAUGGGCAUCUGGUCCCACAAAUACUCAGUUUCAAAACGUCGCUCCUUCAGUUCCUAAACAUAUACGUAUCCUCAUUUCCAACAAGCGUAGAGCAAGGGCCUUAUAUCAACGUUCACGCCUCUCAUCACACAAACACAUCUAAUCUUUCUAACUCAUUAAAAAAAACUAUUCAUUACAAACUAUCUCACUAAUUUAACACUUAAAAAUGGCAGUCUCUGGUCAGCUACUAAAAGACUUCUAAAAUACAAACCUCCUCUGGUUCCCAUAAAAAAUCCCCACGGCGGGUUCGCAUCUACAGAUGCUGUAAAAGCCCAACUGUUUAAAGAUCACCUAACGGAAAUUUUCACUCCUCACCCAGAUAUACAUAUACCUUUACAUACUGACACAGUUAAACGUUUUCUGGACGUCCCCCUUCCGAUGUUUCCCGCAGUUAAGCAUUUUUCUCCCAGCGACGUAAAAUUUACAAUCCAAAAAUACAGCCUCAAAAAAUCUCCGGGGUUUGAUCUGAUAACUGCAGAUGUGGCCAGAUGUCUCCCUAAAAUAGCCAUUGUCCUCCUCAAAAUUAUAUUCAAUGCGUGUUUAAGACUAUCCUACUUCCCCACGUUUUGGAAAUUCUCUAUCACUAUCCUAGUUCCUAAACCAAAUAAGCCUCCGGAGUUAUCCUCCUUCUUUCGACCAAUAAGCCUUCUCCCGUUCUUCAGUAAAAUUCUUGAAAGAUUAAUUCUUAAAAGAAUUCUUCCAUACAUCUCUACCAGCUCCGUUUUACCAGACACUCAAUUCGGCUUUCGCUCUGCUCAUUCCACUAUUCACCAACUCCAUAGACUGGUCGAUGCUAUUUCGUUCUCCCUUGAAAAAAAAAGUUAUUGCUCCUGCGUCUUCUUGGAUAUAUCUGAAGCAUUUUAUAGGGUAUGGCACGAUGGACUGUUAUAUAAAAUAAAGCCCAUAUUCCAUCCAACCUAUUACCUGUUAAUCAAAUCCUACCUAACGGAUCGUUACUUUCAGGUCAGAGUUGGUGCAUCCUUUUCGGGCAUAGGAAAAAUCAACUCAGGCGUUCCACAGGGGGGUAUUCUCUCUCCUACCUUGUUCAACAUUUACAUAGCUGACCAACCCACCUCUCCGCACACAACUGUUGCGGAAUUUGCUGACGACAAGGCUAUUAUCUCAAUCCAUGAAAACCCUCUCAUAGCUUCCCAAUACCUUCAAAUCCAUCUAGACCUCAUGUCUGACUGA